This is a messenger RNA of Stegastes partitus (bicolor damselfish), 696 nucleotides long. RefSeq names its product protein FAM57B-like. The transcript is spliced from 5 exons. Gene Ontology annotation, molecular function: sphingosine N-acyltransferase activity. The coding region runs from base 19 to 696 and encodes 225 amino acids. The record is from RefSeq and is a predicted model, not a curated record. Gene Ontology annotation, cellular component: membrane; endoplasmic reticulum. Lineage: Eukaryota; Metazoa; Chordata; Actinopteri; Pomacentridae. Gene Ontology annotation, biological process: lipid homeostasis; ceramide biosynthetic process.
UCGUCUGUUCAGGCCAUCAUGGCUUCAUCGGCCGGAGUCAUCAUCACCUCGAGCUGCAGGGACGUCAUGGAGGACAGACACUGGCUGACCGACGCCUACAUCCUGUUUGCGACGCCGUACUUCGCCUAUGACAUCUACGCCAUGUUCCUGUGUUACCACCACAAGCUGCAGGUCAAAGGUCACGAGGAGGCGGAGCCCGGUGGCGGCUCGAUGCGAGCGGCGGUGUGGGGUUACCUGCGCCAAGAGUAUCUCAUGGUGCUGCAUCACAUCUUCAUGGUGGCCUUCUGCUUCCCUGCAUCACUGCUGUGGAGGCAGGGUAAAGGCGAUUACUUCCAGGGCGUCUUGUUUCUGGCGGAGCUCAGCACACCGUCAGUGUCUCUGGGAAAAGUCCUGAUCCAGUAUAAGAAGCAACACACUCUGCUGCACAAAGUGAACGGAGUCGUCAUGAUGCUCACCUUCUUCGGCUGUCGGGUUUUACUCUUUCCCUACCUGUACUACGCCUACAGCAGGUAUGCGUCGCUGCCGUUGCUGGCGGUUCCCCUGGUGGCCCCCUGGCAGUGCAACCUGGGGGCCGCUCUGCUGUGGCCCCUGCAGCUCUACUGGUUCGCUCUGAUCUGCAGAGGAGCCUUCAGGCUGUUCAGACGCUCUGCUUUAAAACCUGAAGGCAGCACGACCAAUCAAACGGACCGACACUGA